UAAAUACCUAAAAAAAUUAAAGAAGCCAAAGGCUACAAGCUAGCUUUGCUUUUAUAAGAGUGUAGAUGAUCUCUUUAUGCACGUACCUGUAAAUGUUAAAAUUGAGUAGCACGACGUAGGGGCGCAAAGAUCAUCUGAUGGUGGUGCAGAUGAAGGCGUCUGGUGCUGGUGGCCGGCGCCGGCAGAGGUGGCACAGAAAGAGGUUGAAGGAGGAGGAGGAGGUGGUGGCCGAGACACAGAGGAUGAUUCACAUUGCGGUGGAGCGCAACCGCCGGAAGCAGAUGAACGACUACCUCGCCGUCCUCCGUUCACUCAUGCCGCCCUGCUACGUCCAAAGACCAUGUCUCAAGGUUGAUCAAGCGUCCAUCGUCGGAGGAGCGAUCAGCUUCGUCAAAGAUCUCGAGCGAUCAGUCGAAUUCCUGGAGGCUCAGAAGCGGAUUAAGCACAAAUCUGAUGCAACCGCCGGCGAAAACAUGGCAGCGGCCUCCGACGUCGAGGUCAGCCUCCAGGACCGCCAUGCCAACGUCAAGAUUUUCUCUCGGCGUAGGCCGAGGCAGCUGCUGAGCCUGGUGCUGGCCUUCCACACUCUCCGACUGACGCCGAUCCACCUAAACGUCACCACCAUCGACGCCAUGGUCCUCUACGGCUUCAAUCUCAAGGUGGAAGAUGAUUGCCAUUUCACAUCAGUGGAUGCAAUUGCCACUGCAGUUCACCAAAUCAUUGCAAGGAUCCGAGAGGAAUUAAGCUGAUGGAUCAAUAUAAUAUUGCAAAUUGAUACCGAUCUUUCGAAUUUCUAUCAUACUCUAUUUUCUAUGUUAUUAUUUCAGAUAUCUGUUUGUUAUAUAUGUUCCUGUUGAUGAAAUAUUUGGCUUCGAGUAAUUAAAACUGUAUUAAAAAAGUUGGUCCUCUGAAAUUAAUUUAUACAGUAGAUCAGACAAAUCUGGAGAGGAUGAAAUCUUGGAAUUAAGGAUGAUGAUCCAACAAUGCACCUGAGACCUGAGAGUUAUGACAACUGAUCAUCUUUCUGUAAGGAGCAAUUAUUGGAGGACAGAUCAGUUAUAUGUCCGAACGUGAUCAUCCAUCACUGUCCUCAGUAAUAGAGUGCUGAAUAUGCUGUGCGAGAUGUUCCCUCAUGAUAGUACAUUGUUAUAUGAUUUCUAGGGUCGAAAUUUAAUUACGCGUCUGAG
Messenger RNA from Zingiber officinale, 1187 nucleotides. RefSeq names its product transcription factor bHLH94-like. The record is from RefSeq and is a predicted model, not a curated record. The transcript is spliced from 3 exons. Gene Ontology annotation, molecular function: protein dimerization activity; DNA-binding transcription factor activity, RNA polymerase II-specific; RNA polymerase II cis-regulatory region sequence-specific DNA binding. The coding region runs from base 138 to 749 and encodes 203 amino acids. Gene Ontology annotation, biological process: regulation of transcription by RNA polymerase II. Lineage: Eukaryota; Viridiplantae; Streptophyta; Magnoliopsida; Zingiberales; Zingiberaceae.